Messenger RNA from Penicillium paradoxum, 1452 nucleotides. RefSeq lists its product as uncharacterized. Gene Ontology annotation, molecular function: ubiquitin protein ligase activity; metal ion binding. NCBI's taxonomy places the organism in Eukaryota, Fungi, Ascomycota, Eurotiomycetes, Eurotiales, Aspergillaceae. Gene Ontology annotation, biological process: proteasome-mediated ubiquitin-dependent protein catabolic process. Gene Ontology annotation, cellular component: nucleus. The record is from RefSeq and is a predicted model, not a curated record. The coding region runs from base 1 to 1452 and encodes 483 amino acids. The transcript has 4 exons.
AUGGCAGCUAGAAAUGGUUCUGGAGUCGAGGCAUCGGGGCUGGUUAACACCCUACAAGGCCAUGUUGAUGAUAUUCGCACUUUGAUACAAUGUGGGAUCUGUAUCCGACCCCUUUAUGAGCCGUUUACUAUCGCCUGCGGGCACACUUUCUGCUACUCGUGUCUAUCGUCAUGGUUUGCCGGAGGAAGAUCAAAGCGAACAUGCCCAGACUGUCGAGCACCUGUCAAAACCCAGCCAGCACCAGCCUAUCUGGUUCGAGCGGUUGUACAAAUGUUCACAGGUCGAGCUGAGCUUUUAGACAAAGGGGAAACGACUGCGGACCAUACAAAAAACCAAAGGGAGGAAGCGAAAAAGCUAGAGCAAGACAAGGCGAAUAGUCAUCCGACUGGAGGUGGUUUGUUCGGUGGACUCUUCAAGCCAAAGCCUCCCCCUCUAGCACCCGUAAUUGACGUUGAUGAUGGUGUCGCUCGAUGUCCGCAUUGUUCAUGGGAACUCGAAGAUGGAGAAAACUGCGCAGGAUGCGGCUAUCGAUAUCGGCCCGGUUCGGAAAGUACAGACGACAGUUUCUCAGGUGAUUAUAGUGAAUCCGAGUCAGACUUGGAUGCUUUGGAUGGGAUGGAUGACGACGGGCCCUCGGAAGAUGACUAUGAAGACAUUGAUGAUAAUGAUGCCAUUUGGGGUGGCACCGGGUUCCAUUAUUACGGGCCUGGCGCAGGACCGAGCACUGUUUUCGAUCACCUCGGGAACUUGUUGAAUAGACCUGGAAUGGCCCCGCUAGAUCUCGAUAUCCCGCUGCACCCAGGCGGCUUUCUUGCUCCAGUUUCUUCGAAUGGGAGUGAGUACGAUGAAGAGGAUGAGGAGGACGAAGAGGAAAACGAAUAUGACGAAGAGGACUCAUUCAUUGAUGCUGAAGACGACCACGUACCCACGAGUUCAUUCGUUGACCGCGACAGCCAUCGUCUUGGGGACGGUGAGACGUCUGAAUCGGAAUCAGACCGUUCCACCGGCACCGUUGUGGAAGAUGAUCACCAUGGUCGCCCUCCGUACCUGCUUAGACUCCUUUACGCAAACGUACCUCGCAUUGUUAACGAGGCUUCUCAUGACGAGGGAGAGUCGGAUGAAGAAGCAGAGUCAGAGGAAUCCGACGACGAAGAGGAGGUUGGUGAAGAUUCUGAGGACUCCGAUGAAUCCGACGAAGACGAAGAUGAAGACGAAGACGAAAUUCGAACUUCGCAGCCUCGUCGAGGGUUCCCACAAUAUGCUCAACGAUCCUCCUACUUCCAAGCACCUAGCAAUGCUUCGUGGCUUUCAGCGAGGCCUUCUACGAUAGUUCCUGACUCCGACGAGCCCCUGGCUUAUCCGAAGAAUCUUCGCCUUCGUCGCCUCCCAGACCUGCUCGAUCUAAUGGACGUCGCACAACGCAGAACGGAACGACAGUCAAUAAUGCGAUAA